GCCCAAGACUUUAACUCUCCUCUCCCAGAGCCCGCCAACUCUCCAGGGUACAAAGUACAGCAGGGACGCGGGUGGAGCCCUUCUAAGCGACACAGCCUUAUCUUUCUCGAGUGAACACCUAGGUGGAUUCCCAAUACCGCACCUGGCACGUUCUGGAGGGAGUCUCAAGCUCCUCCAGAGCUCCCUGCCGGGCGUCCUUGUUUCUGCAUUCGAUAUUCCUGUGGGAGACGCGGGGGACUCUGAGCGCCGCAAGCUUUAUUAAGAGAUUUGCAGUGGUUCACUCGGAUCCCUGAACACUCCCAACAGUCUAAGCUGCCUGCGGUGUUACAGCGCAGAAGCCUGUAAAGCAGGGUGGUUGCCCUUCUUCGCGGCUUCGGGUCACUUUCCGCGACUCUGAGAGUAAUUGCGUGGGCACCAGUUCUGGGGCCAGGCCCCAAGAAGGGAGUUGGACUGCACGAAGAACAUCAGCCUGCUACCAGACUGCACAUGCACUUUGCACCGGCCAUCUAAGCCUCAGUCUGGAGAUUGCGCUCUCCGGGUAAGGAGGAACCAGAGCUUCCCCGGCGGGUCUGAGCUGCAGGGCAAGCGGGGACGGGAACUGGGAGUUUAAGGUUCUGGACUGAGGGACUGGAAAGGAGCUGGGGUCUCCAGAGAAAAGGGCAGCAACGGAGGAAAACUGAGAUGAACUCCAGACAUCCAUAUUCAUGGGUCCGUUUGAGUCUUUGCUUUCAGUAAGAGAGGAGUGGGAUGGGACAGAAUCUAUACCUUUGGUUCCCGCCCACCCUCCAGUAAGGCCGAGGAACUCCCUUGGUUCCCCUGAGAGAAAGGCAGAUGGUGCUGCAAGGGAACCCCGGAAGCAGCCGCUGAAGUUGAGCAGUGUGCAGGACUGGGGAGGGAAAAAAAGGAGGAGGAGGGACAAGCCACCUACGUGCUCUCCUCCCUCUCUUUCUCCACCCCACCCCCGUUUUUCGUAGCUGCUGACGCGCUGGUGGUGCCUAUUAAUCAUUCACCAGCCCAGAGCCCCGCGCCAGUUAAUGGCUGUGCCGCGCGGGGCUCCCGCAUCCUGGCCUCCCCUCUCCACCGUCGUGUGUGCCCGGGUAACCAGAGCUGCAAACGGCAGUGCCCAGGCAACCGCUGGGCUGUGCGCCCCACUGGCGCCGGUAGGAGCCGCGCUCUCCGCCGCGGUUGCACUCUAUCCAUAGGCGCUGGGCUGCUGUGGGCUGCAGGCAAACGGUUGCGUGCGGAGGGAGGGUGCCGGCGGCGGGGGCGCGAGGAGAGUGCCCCAGCCCUGGCAGCCCCACUGGCCCCCCUCAGCUGGGAUGUUCCCCAAUGGCACCGCCUCCUCUCCUUCCUCCUCUCCUAGCCCCAGCCCGGGCAGCUGCGGUGAAGGCGGCGGCAGCAGGGGCCCCGGGGCUGGCGCUGCGGACGGCAUGGAGGAGCCAGGGCGAAAUGCGUCCCAGAACGGGACUUUGAGCGAGGGCCAGGGCAGCGCCAUCCUCAUCUCUUUCAUCUACUCUGUGGUGUGCCUGGUGGGACUGUGUGGAAACUCUAUGGUCAUCUACGUGAUCCUGCGCUAUGCCAAGAUGAAGACGGCCACCAACAUCUACAUCCUAAAUCUGGCCAUUGCCGAUGAGCUGCUCAUGCUCAGCGUGCCCUUCCUGGUCACCUCCACGUUGUUGCACCACUGGCCCUUCGGUGCGCUGCUCUGCCGCCUCGUGCUCAGCGUGGACGCGGUCAACAUGUUCACUAGCAUCUACUGUCUGACUGUGCUUAGCGUGGACCGCUACGUGGCCGUGGUGCAUCCCAUCAAAGCGGCCCGCUACCGCCGGCCAACCGUAGCCAAGGUAGUGAACUUGGGUGUGUGGGUGCUAUCGCUGCUCGUCAUCCUGCCCAUCGUGGUCUUCUCUCGCACCGCGGCCAACAGCGACGGCACGGUGGCCUGCAACAUGCUCAUGCCAGAGCCCGCUCAACGCUGGCUAGUGGGCUUCGUGUUGUACACCUUUCUCAUGGGCUUCCUGCUGCCCGUUGGGGCUAUCUGCCUGUGCUACGUGCUCAUCAUUGCCAAGAUGCGCAUGGUGGCCCUCAAGGCCGGCUGGCAGCAGCGCAAGCGCUCGGAGCGCAAGAUCACCUUAAUGGUGAUGAUGGUGGUGAUGGUGUUUGUCAUCUGCUGGAUGCCUUUCUACGUGGUGCAGCUGGUCAACGUGUUUGCUGAGCAGGACGACGCCACGGUGAGCCAGCUGUCGGUCAUCCUCGGCUAUGCCAACAGCUGCGCCAACCCCAUCCUCUACGGCUUUCUCUCAGACAACUUCAAGCGCUCUUUCCAACGCAUCUUAUGCCUCAGCUGGAUGGACAACGCUGCAGAGGAGCCAGUCGACUAUUAUGCCACUGCACUCAAGAGCCGUGCCUACAGCGUGGAAGACUUCCAACCUGAGAACCUGGAGUCCGGCGGCGUCUUCCGUAAUGGCACUUGCACGUCCCGGAUCACGACACUCUGAGCCAGGGCCACGCAGGGGCCCUGCGCCUGAGAAGAAGGGAAGGCUGGGUGUGAAAGGGAGGGUAUCCAGGGCGCCAGGGUGCGGUCUGGAUAACGUGGAGCUAGGACACCCGGAGCCUCUGGUGGAGGGACCCAGGAAAGGCGCGCAACAAUGGUAUAAGUGAGAACUUUGCUUAUAAACUGGGAAGACUUUCAGGCUACCUUUUUCUGGAUCUCCCACUUUCGGUUCCUUCCUCCACUACGCUUACUCCUCUGACCCUCUAUUUUCCCCACCCUGCAACUUCGAUCCUUUCUUUCGCACCGUCCAGCCAGUGCACAUCACAAACUCAUUUACAACUCAGUCUCAUCCUUAGCUCCUCAUGAUGUUAUUUGCUUGUUUAAGCUGAGCCACGGAUACGGCCACGGGUUUCCCUUGGGGUUAGUCCCUAGCUCUCCUUCAGCCCCGCCUAGCCAUGCUGGGCAGCGUCCGGGUUCUGCCUGGUGCCCCUACUGGAGUCUCGGGAAUGACCGCGCAGCCCUACCUUAAGGAAAGUCGGACUUGAGAAAGAUCUAGGCAGCUGGUCUUUUCUCCUACUCUUGAGUGAAGGCGCACCUUUCCCUGCCCGCCCCUCACCACUCUCACUCCACCCAGAGUGGAGCCAGGUGCUUCGUAAAUAGGUCCCGGGCUUUGAACCCCAGGCUUUCUGGAGUCCCCAUCCAAGCCCCCCUUUGGAGAAAAAAGGAGCUGAGAACAAGUCGCAUGAGGAGUUUUUAUUAGUCUGUGGGGUCGGAGUGGGGGCUCCUAAUAGGAAUCAAUAUCCUGCUGGGCGUUUUCAAAGACCUACGCUGGGCACUCAGGGGCGUGCCUGUUCUGCUAACAGCGUGGCAGGGAAGUGCAGGGCGCACCUUCCCCUUCCCCAGGUUCGGCUGCGGGGCUGCCUCUUGGCUUGGCUUUCUCUCUCACCCAAGCUUCCGCAGGAGCAGACUUAAAAGUAACUAGAAACGGGGUUUCCUGCUCUGGUGUAUCUCAAAAGACCCGGCACCCGGGAAGGGGACCUAGGGCGACGUCUUCAGAGUCCGCCAGUGUUAGCUGUGACGCCGCAACCUGCAGGCUCCAGAGUGCGGCCUGUCUGGCCUCUGAGGCUUGCUGCCUUUCAAGCGGUGCCUAAGAAGUUAUUUUCUUGUUUAACAUAUGUAUUUAUUAAUUUAUUUGUGAUGUUGGAAAAUAUGUCUCUGCUUUCCUUUUCUCUGCUUGCCUAGCCCCAGGUCUUUUCUUUGGGACCCUGGGGUGGCCAUGGAAGUGGAAGUGGGGGCAAGCUCUCCCCCACUCCCUGGGCUUCUCAUAGCUCCUCUUUGCUGGGCCCUUUUGUCUUAUCCUUUCUUCCAGCUUUUCUAUUUUUGAUUGUGUUGAGUGAAAUUUGGAGAUUUUUCAUACUUUUCUUACUAUAGUCUCUUCUUUGUCUCAUUAGAAUAAUAAAUAAGUGAUAAUGUGGGUUAUCCUCCUCUCCAUGCACAAUGGAAAGUCCUGAACUCCUGGCGCUCCAGGAGACAUAUAUAGGGGAACAUCACCCUAUAUAUGAUUUGAGUGUAUAUAUAUUAAUAUAUAUAUGAUGUGGGCAUAUAUAUACUUGUUUAUCUGCUCCACUGUCAUAAGUCCAUGAGUCUAAGUAUAGCCACUAAUGGUGACAGGUGUGAGUCUGACUGAACACUUUCAGUUUCAGGAGUUCAAGCAGCACUCAAACCUGGAGCAGAGGAAUCUAAUUCAGAGGGAGACUUCAAUCACUGCUGAAGAUGCCCCUGCUUCCUCUAGGUUCCAGCAGAGGUGAUUCUUAAAUAUGAUCCAGUUAACAUCAUCACUUUUUUUGAGGACAUUGAGUGGAAUAAUUUAUGUCUGUGUGUAAUCUUAUCAACUACAUUGGAAGCCUGAGCAGGGUGAGGACCAAUAAUUUUAGUUCUUUGUAUUUCCUGCAUUGCUUUAGUAUGCUGGCUUGUACAUCGUAGGCACUAAAUACAUGUUUGUUGGUUGAUUUUUUUAAGCCAGAGUGUUUUACAAUGAUCUGGAGAUACUAAAUCUGGGGUUCUCAGGUUCACUCAUUGACAUGAUAUACAGUGGUUGAAAUCACUAUUGAAAAAUACGUUUUGUGUAUAUUUGCUUCAACAACUUUGUGCUUUCCUGAAAGCAGUAAGCAAGAGUUAAGAUAUCCCUAAUGUUUUGUUUAAACUAAUGAACAAAUAUGCUUUGGAUCCUAAGUCAGAAAGUUUAGAUCUGUCCCUUAAUAAAAAUAUAUAUUACUACUCCUUUGGAAAAUAGAUUUUUGAUGAUUAAGAACUGUGAAAUUUACAAAUCAAAAUCUUAAUCAUUAUCCUUCUAAGAGGAUACAAAUUUAGUGCUCUUAACCUGUUACCAUUGUAAUAUUAACUAAAUAAACAGAUGUAUUAUGCUGUUCCAA
Messenger RNA from Sapajus apella (tufted capuchin), 4923 nucleotides. RefSeq names its product somatostatin receptor 1 (gene SSTR1). Bases 1320 to 2495 code for a protein of 391 amino acids. The record is from RefSeq and is a predicted model, not a curated record. The transcript has a single exon. Gene Ontology annotation, molecular function: somatostatin receptor activity; neuropeptide binding. Gene Ontology annotation, biological process: cellular response to estradiol stimulus; neuropeptide signaling pathway. Gene Ontology annotation, cellular component: neuron projection; membrane. NCBI's taxonomy places the organism in Eukaryota, Metazoa, Chordata, Mammalia, Primates, Cebidae.